Molecule: messenger RNA, 2852 nt
Organism: Lacerta agilis (Sand lizard)
Lineage: Eukaryota; Metazoa; Chordata; Lepidosauria; Squamata; Lacertidae
Gene: SEPTIN12
Product: septin 12
Exons: 10
Coding region: 7-1401 (464 amino acids)
Biological process (GO): cytoskeleton-dependent cytokinesis
Cellular component (GO): cell division site; microtubule cytoskeleton; septin ring
Molecular function (GO): GTP binding; molecular adaptor activity; GTPase activity
Source: RefSeq, a predicted model, not a curated record
CCCCCCAUGUUCUCUCUGUUCUCGCGUUCUCCUUGCAAGAUACAGCUCAGCACUCGCAAUAGGAAAAAGAAACCACAAGGCAGGAAGCUCCUUGUGACUUGCGCCCUGCCCACGGAAAGGGGGGAAAAAGAGCCUGGGUGUAUUUCCCUCUCGGGACGACUCUCAGCUCCCACUAAGAGGCCACCUCUACAGAUUGCCACGAGAGGUGGCUGCCAGAGUCACUCUCACAGCUUCUGCAGUGUGGGCCUGUCACAGCCUCCGGAGGAAGCAGGAGCAGGAUUAGUCUCAUUUACACAACACCAUCGACCCGUGUGCGGCACUUUACAAAGGACAGAGAGCAGCCCUGCUGAGCCUCAGCGGAGGAGCAUGGAGGAGCAGCCGGCACGAGAGCAGCUAUCCCGGGAUGGCCCUUCCGUUAGCACAGGAGACCAGAAGCUCUUUGGCUAUGUGGGGAUCGAGGCCGUGAUGGACCAGAUGCGGAUCAAGACCAUGAAGACCGGCUUCGAAUUCAACAUCAUGGUUGUAGGUCAAAGUGGCCUCGGCAAGUCCACCAUGGUGAACACGCUCUUCAAAUCCAAGGUCAGCCGGAAACCGACAGGCUCCGGUUACGAGGAAUGCAUUCCCAAGACCUUGCAGCUGCUCUCCGUCACUCGCGUUGUUGAAGAGAAGGGUGUGAAGAUGAAGCUGACAGUGACAGACACGCCAGUAUUUGGGGAUCAGAUUAACAAUCAAAACUGCUGGGACCCAAUCAUCGAAUAUAUCAACGACCAGUACGAGCGAUAUCUGAGAGAAGAGAUACUCAUCAACCGCAAACGGAAGAUCCCCGACACCCGAGUCCACGCCUGUGUAUAUUUUGUGCCACCAACGGGCACUGGUAAGCCCUUCUUGUUGCGCCCCUUGGAUCUUGAGUUCAUGAGGCGGCUCAGCAAGAUCACCAACGUUGUGCCUGUGAUCGCCAAGGCCGACACUCUGACCUUAGAGGAACGUGCAGAGUUCAAACGGAGGAUUCAGGAUGACUUGAAGGCCCACGGAAUCCACGUUUACCCACAGGAGGACUUGGAUAGCGACCCCGAUGACAGGCUUUUGAAUGACAAAAUACGGGAGAAAAUCCCCUUUGCAGUGGUGGGAGCCGACAAGGAGCACCAGGUGAACGGGAAGAAAGUCCUGGGCCGCAAGACGAAGUGGGGGAUCAUUGAAGUGGAAAACCCGGCCCACUGUGAGUUUCCUCUGCUGCGGGACCUCCUCAUCAGAUCCCACCUGCAGGAUCUCAAGGACAUCACCCACAGUGUGCAUUAUGAGCAGUACCGUGCCCAGCGCCUCAACGAGAACAACCUCCUGGCCACGGGCGGCAAGCAGCUGGCCCUGAGCUGCCUCAACGGAGAGUUGGAGAGCCAGCUUUGAGCUGCGGGGACAGCCUGGCCCCUCUUCCUCCUCUCCAGCCUCAACAGACACCCUCCACCAAUAGCUUCAGUGGACUGAUUCCCCUCUCCCUCCCCCCUGAACCCCCCCUCUUCCGGGAACAGCUGGAGCAGAGUUCCUGAGCCCCCAUCUCCUCCAAGCAUAAGAAGCAGCUCUUGACUGUGAAAUCUCAGCCUCGCUGCCGGGCGCCUUCUUGCCCCUUCCUUUCCGUCUGCCUCCUGCUCAGCCUCACACCUCAGAGCAGAAGGACACUGGGAGGGCAAGAGAGCCCAGCGACCCACCUUCCCCCUCUCCACCCUUGGCAUCUCACAUGGGGACACCGUCCUCUGCCUUGGCCCAGCCUCUGCUUCUGAGCCAAGCAGUGCAUGUGGCCCCGGGGAGACCUCCUUGCCGCCUUUUGAGUCUGUCCCCCCACCACCACCUUCCAGACUCCACUGCUUUUUCAGGCAACCCGCUUGUCCCAACGGGCCCUUGCAGAGCCGGCCAAUUUCUUUCCUUAACCCUUCAAUGACACCACACCCAUGUGUGUUUCUUCUAUGACAUUUUUAUCUCCCAAUGUGCUGCCAAUACCAGGACAGUUCUCCUUCGUAUUCGUUGGUUGGCAGAGGGGAGGGGGGAAGGCAGGUAGCAGAGAGCUUUUGAAGGGCCUGUCAUGCAUGAAAGGUUAAGCCCGCCAUCCCUGGGCGCAAAGAAGGAGCCCCAUUUCAGACCCUCCCAGGCUGGGGUUCUAGCAACGGUAAUAGCCCACAUGCGAAAGCAAAGAGAAUCUUCUGGAGAAGUUUCCACCUCCCAGUGUUCCUGCAGGACUUCAGACUGGCUCUUUGGACCACCCUCAGUUUGUAAGAACCAGGGAGGGGGCAUCAUUUGAAGGCUCCUGCAUCAAGCCAGGAGGCCAAUAACUGACUAAAAGCAUCUGUGCUGAUGGGAGCAAAACUCCCUCUUCAUAUCUCUUGCCCCAGAGGAGAGUCUGGGGUUGGGAAUUGAGAGAAGACAAUUUUCCAGCUGGUCCCUUGUUGAUGCAGGAGCAGUACAGGAGAACAGCGCCAUCUCCUGGAAGGAGGUCAGCCUGCCCAGGCUCACGUUUUCAUCCUCCUACUUUUAUACUCUUGGGCAGAUUGUGCUUCUCCAGUUAAUCCAUUAAAGAGCAACUGUAGAAGGUUGUUGGGUUCUUUGGUUUUGUUUUGCCUGGUUGCUUUGAGUCCUUCUCGAGGGUGAAGCUGGGGACCUCUCUCGGCUCAGGGCUUGCCUUUCAGCGAACCAGUAUAAGAUGUUUGGUUCAAGCAGGGCAGCAGGAGAGAUGGCAGAUCAUGCACACACUUUUUACUAUUGGCCGCCUCACAAGGCUGUUCCCCCACCCCAAUUGCUGCUGCUGUCCACUACAGGCCCCUGUGCCUCCUGCCCACUUAAGAAAGAAAGCCAGGUGAUAUUGAGUA